This is a messenger RNA of Sodiomyces alkalinus F11, 352 nucleotides long. RefSeq lists its product as hypothetical. The coding region runs from base 79 to 300 and encodes 73 amino acids. The transcript has a single exon. NCBI's taxonomy places the organism in Eukaryota, Fungi, Ascomycota, Sordariomycetes, Glomerellales, Plectosphaerellaceae. The record is from RefSeq and is a predicted model, not a curated record.
AGAUGAUCGAAAAAAGAAGCUCAAACAAAAGAACGAACGAUGAUGCUGCCCGAUACUGCCUGAUACUGGCUCAUCGUCAUGCCCAUAUCUGAAGAGCUGUGCCUCUCUCACCGGUUGACAUGCACCAAGUGGCUUCCGAUUCUUGAUAUACCCGUAGACCACGACGACGACGACGACGACGACGACGACGAGGCGACUGCUGUGUUGCCUGUCCCUGGCCCAAAAAAAUCCCCUUCCGUUCAUGGUGAAAAGAUGGCUCUCCAGCAGAGGCGCCCUGAUAGUUUGACGCAGAGCUUAUAAGGUACCAAUGCAUGAUCGGUCUGAUCUAUCCCGUCUCGUCUGCCUAGCCGUC